UCCAGCAUAACCCGAUUCUUCUUUUGGAGCAAUAUUUCUCCACCCUCCCAUGGCAACUUUUUGGAACUAGGGCUAGAGAGUACGUGAAAGUACAACAAUGGCGUUUUGGUGUAGAGUGAAGAAUUCCAAAAUCAAGAUCCUAUCAAUUCAUUUGAAAAGGUGUUAUUUCCAAUGCCCUCAUGGUUCCAAUUCGCUCAUUGCCAGUGCUUCACAUCCUUCAGUCCGAGUUUUCGGUAACUCCAGCUUAACUAUCCCGAAGAGUCCGUUCGAACUUUCGCAAAGUGUCAGGUGUUUCGCUGCACCUGUACAGGCGAAGACGAGGAAGGAAGAGAAGGAUACAAGUGGUCCCAGAUUGAAUCGCGAGAUCACCGCGGAUAUUGUUAGGCUUGUACUUGACGAAGGUCAUCGCGUAGUGUCAAUACGUGAAGCUUUGGAACUUGCGAGAAGUCUCAACCUUGAUUUGGUGGAGGUGGCACGGAACAGCAAACCACCUGUCUGCAGAAUUAUGGACUACCACAAAGAAAAAUAUCAACAACAAAUGAAGGAGAGUGCUAAAAAAAGCAAGUCUGAGUUAACUUUGAAGAAGGGGGAUUGUAAAGAAGUCCGAUUUGUUGGUAAAAUUGAAAAAAAGGACUUGCAAAAUAAAGCAGAUACAGUUAAACGGAUGAUGGAGCGUGGCUAUCGGGUGAAGUGUACUGCCAUGUCCAUGGGUAAUGAAGGAGAGGAUUUGGGAGCAGUGCUAUCACGUUUCUCUCCUCUGAUUGAAGAUGUUGCUUGUAUUGAAAGUGGACCAAGAGUGGAGAAAAAGCAGGCAUAUAUUGUUGUCAGGCAUGUUAAGUUUGGUCCAUCAAAGAAAGGCUCGGCAAAGAAACCAUCAAAAGAAUACAGGACUGCCAUCUCUGCGGAGGAUUCUAACGAAUCAGCAUCAGUAGCACCUGAAAGUUUUUCAGAAUCGAAGCAAAAUUGUGAUACUUCUGAAUCUAGUAUUGAAAGUGACGAUGAUAGCUGUGUGGAAGCAAUGACUGAUGAAGAUGUUGAUAACGCCAGAUCAGGUUGGAGAAUCUCCAGUGCAAAUGGUGAUUGUGACAAGGUUUUCGAUCUUGCAGAGAGUGCAAAGAAGGGUGCUAAAACACUAGGUUCUGCAAAUGUUUCUUCAGAUCUGCAAAGUAGUUUCAGAAGAGAAUCAGGAAACACAUUGCAGGGUCCGUCAGGGGAAGAAAAUAGGUAUAAAAGAGACCCAAGUUUGAGGAGUACAAAGAUGGCGGACACCGUAUCUGAUCUAGGAAGGCAACUACCAUUGGACCGGAAUACUUUGUCACACACUAGAGACGUUGGAUCUCAGUUCCCGAGGAAGUUUCCUGAGCAACAUCCUUCUCAGUCUAGUGGUCGAAGUUCUCCAUCCUCUGGUUUUGGUAUUUUUAGCUCUCCACAAGCAGACAGGAACCCAGGCAAGGAGAACAACGUUGCCACAGAGAAUAGGUACAAGAAAAGUGAGCAGUUUAAUUCUGGAAGGAACUCUAGUGGUUCAGAUCCUAGAGGUUUACCUAUGGCUAAUGCUGAAGCUAGAAGACCUGAUCUUAGUAGGAGGGAUGGUCAAGGGAAAUACCCGAUCUUUGGUGACAGCGCAAACAUGAAGCCUAACCACAACUCGGAAACUCAACGCUAAGCUGCAGAAAUGAUCCAAAUUUUGUUUCUACAUUUUGAGCAGAGCAAAUAAUCUGAUAUACACAUUUUAUAUUGAGGGAUGCAUCUGAUAUACAGUACAUCUUAGGCUGAUUUUCUGUUUUACCAUGUCAGCCACACCCUCAUUCAGUCGAUCUUGAUAGUCAGAAGUGUCUGGUACGACAUUCAUUCUAUUGAAUAUUCUAGUCUCGAAACUGGUGGUGCAUGGCUAGAGCCUGUCAGUCUCCCCAUCAAUUUGUUUGUAAUUCAAUACGUUAACAUCUUAUU
Messenger RNA from Solanum verrucosum, 1950 nucleotides. RefSeq names its product translation initiation factor IF3-1, mitochondrial. NCBI's taxonomy places the organism in Eukaryota, Viridiplantae, Streptophyta, Magnoliopsida, Solanales, Solanaceae. The coding region runs from base 98 to 1666 and encodes 522 amino acids. Gene Ontology annotation, biological process: translational initiation; ribosome disassembly. Gene Ontology annotation, molecular function: translation initiation factor activity; ribosome binding. The transcript has 8 exons. The record is from RefSeq and is a predicted model, not a curated record.